Messenger RNA from Acanthosepion pharaonis, 4842 nucleotides. Lineage: Eukaryota; Metazoa; Mollusca; Cephalopoda; Sepiida; Sepiidae. The record is from the annotation of a GenBank genome assembly.
AUGAAGCUUUGGUCUGCUCCUUUUGCACCCGCCCUCUCCUGUCACUUUGGCUCAUCCCAGCAUUCUCGAUCCCACUCUCUUCAGUCCCAGCACAUUUUUACUCCCCUACACCAUACCCCCAUCUAUUGCCACAACUACUUAGUCUGCCACAACCACUGCAACUACUGCUAUUAUAACCCCCACCCUGUACCACUAGUCCCCUCCCCACACUCUCAUCUUGCUUGUUUCAUAAUCUUUCUUAGCCCAAGACACAUCAGUAUUUGGAUGAGGAAUGAAGGCUGGGGUGAUGCAAGUCAGCAGCAGCAGUCGGCUGAAUAUUCUUUCCUCUCAACUCUCUCUCUUUCAUCCUUUUCUCAAUCUCUCUCUCUCUCUCUUUCAUCCUUUUCUUCCUCUCUCUCUCUCUCUCUCUCUCUCUUUCAUCCUUUUCUUCCUCUCUCUCUCUCUUUCUCUUUCAUCCUUUUCUCAAUCUCUCUCUCUCUUUCUCUUUCAUCCUUUUCUCCCCCCCCUCUCUCUCUCUCUCUCUCUUUCAUCCUUUUCUCCCUCUCUCUCUUUCAUCCUUUUCUCCCUCUCUCUCUUUCAUCUUUUUCUCCCUCUCUCUCUCUCUCUCAACUUCAUCCUUUUCUCCCUCUCUUUCUCAACUUCAUCCUUUUCUCCCUCUCUUUCUCAACUUCAUCCUUUUCUCUCUCUCUCUCUCAACUUCAUCCUUUUCUCCCUCUCUUUCUCAACUUCAUCCUUUUCUCUCUCUCUCUCAACUUCAUCCUUUUCUCUCUCUCUCUCUCUCAACUUCAUCCUUUUCUCUCUCUCUCUCUCUCUCAGCUUCAUCCUUUUCUCUCUCUCUCUCUCUCAACUUCAUCCUUUUCUCUCUCUCUCUCUCUCUCUCUCUCUCAACUUCAUCCUUUUCUCUCUCUCUCUCUCUCAACUUCAUCCUUUUCUCUCUCUCUCUCUCUCUCUCUCUCUCUCUCAACUCCUCCAUCCUUUUUCUUGCUCUCUCUUUCUUUCUUUUCUCUCCUCCCUCCCCCACUUCCAAACUUCUCUUUCUCCCGUCCGUCCUUCCUUCCUUCCUUCUUCUCUUUCUCCCGUCCGUCCUUCCUUCCUAGCUUCUCUUUCUCCCGUCGUCCUUCCUUCCAUCCUUCUCUUUCUCCCGUCCGUCCAUCCUUCCUAGCUUCUCUUUCUCCGUUCGUCCAUCCUUCCCUAGCUUCUCUUUCUUCCUUCCUUCCUUCCUUCCCUAGCUUCUCUUUCUCCUCCGUCCUUCCUUCCUUCCUCUUCUCUUUCUCCCGUCCGUCCUUCCUUCCUUCCUUCCUUCUCCCUAACUUCUCUUUCUCCAUCCGUCCUUCCUUCCUUCCUUCCCUAGCUUCUCUUUCUCCCGUCCGUCCUUCCUUCCUUCCUAAGCUUCUCUUUCUCCCGUCCGUCCUUCCUUCCUUCCCUAGCUUCUCUUUCUCCCGUCCGUCCUUCUCUUUCUCCCGUCCGUCCUUCCUUCCUUCCUUCUCUUUCUUCCUUCCUUCCUUCCUUCUAGCUUCUUUCUCCGUCCGUCCUUCCUUCCUAGCUUCUCUCUUUCUCCCCUUCUCUUUCUCCCGUCAAGCUUCUCGUCUUCCUUCCUUCCUUCCUUCUCUUUCUCCCGUCCGUCCUUCCUUCCUUCCUCCGUCCGCUUCUCUUUCUCCGUCGUCCUUCCUUCCUUCUAGCUUCUCUUUCUCCGUCCGUCCGUCCUUCCUUCCUUCCUUCCUAGCUUCUCUUUCUCCCGUCGUCCUUCCUUCCCUAGCUUCUCUUUCUUCCCUUCUCUUUCUCCCGUCCGUCCUUCCUUCCUUCCUUCCUAGCUUCUCUCUUUCUCCCGUCCGUCCUUCCUUCCUAGCUUCUCUUUCUCCGUCCGUCCUUCCUUCUACCUUCUCUUUCUCCGUCCGUCCUUCCUUCCUAGCUUUCUCUUUCUCCGUCCGUCCUUCCUUCCUUCCUAGCUUCUCUUUCUCCCGUCCGUCCUUCCUUCCUAGCUUCUCUUUCUCCCGUCCGUCCUUCCUUCCUAGCUUCUCUUUCUCCCGUCCGUCCAUCCUUCCUAGCUUCUCUUUCUCCCGUUCGUCCAUCCUUCCUAGCUUCUCUUUCUUCCUUCCUUCCUUCCUUCCUAGCUUCUCUUUCUCCCGUCCGUCCUUCCUUCCCUUCUCUUUCUCCCUUCUCUUUCUCCCGUCCGUCGUCCUUCCUUCCUUCCUAGCUUCUCUUUCUCCGUCCGUCGUCCGUCCUUCCUUCCUUCCUAGCUUCUCUUUCUCCCGUCCGUCCUUCCUUCCUUCCUUCCUAGCUUCUCUUUCUCCAGUCCGUCCUUCCUUCCUUCCUAGCUUCUCUUUCUCCCGUCCGUCCUUCCUUCCUUCCUUCCUUCCUAGCUUCUCUUUCUCCCGUCCGUCCUUCCUUCCUUCCUUCCUAGCUUCUCUUUCUCCCGUCCGUCCUUCCUUCCUAGCUUCUCUUUCUCCCGUCCGUCCUUCCUUCCUUCCUAGCUUCUCUUUCUCCCGUCCGUCCGUCCUUCCUUCCUUCCUUCCUAGCUUCUCUUUCUCCCCUUCUCUUUCUCCCGUCCUUCCUUCCUUCCUUCCUAGCUUCUCUUUCUCCCUUCCUUCCUUCCUAGCUUCUCUUUCUCCCCUUCUCUUUCUCCCUUCUCCCUCUUCCCUCCCCCCAUUGUUUCUCCCUUCUCUCUUCUUUUAUCUCUCUCUUUUCCUUCCCACUUUUGCUCUUGUUGCCUUUUCUCUCUCCUUCUCUACACCUCUAUUCUUCUGCUCAUUUCUCCUCCAUUUAUUUUCUCUAACUGUGAGCGACGAGUGGAUCCCCAGCAAACGAGUCAAAACUGAAGAGAAUGCAAGUCAAGUGGCACCUUGGUCACCACAUCACUCAGCAGCCACCACCAUAGCCCCUGUCACCGGAUAUUCUUGGCCCCAAAGCAUCGUCUUCAAGGACACCAAAUUCAUGGCCCCAAGUAUCAUGAGAGAUAGUUUGUUGUAUUACAGUUUGCCUGGAAGAAAUGUCCCCUCGUUUUUGCAAACUGGGCCACCAGUCCUUUUACACCCAGAACGUGUUGUUCCUCACUCUGAAUCUGCAAGGUAUGAACGGCAUUUUACCCCCAAUGUUUCACUGGCCCCAUUGCCUCAACAACGAAUGAUAGAGAGUAAAAUCAAAACUGAAGUCAAGGACACUGAGAUUGAACGGAAUGGACUCCACCAAUUAGCUGAAGCAGCUGUUUCAAAAAUCCCUAAGGAGCCUGUUGCUCUUACUAAGGACACAAAGGCAUUACCAGAGCCGUCAACAAGCUUGAGCAAAGGAAAAGAAAAGUCUUAUGAUUAUUCCUCAGACUCUGAUGAAUCAGUUGCAGAAUUUGAAGAGACAAUCGAUGAACCAUUGUCUCCAAAAAUCGAGGACACUUAUGAAAUUGAGAUGGAAAUGGUGAAACAAGCCCUGGAUGGUCAAGUGGGUGACUCUCCAGAAUCUAAGAGGAAAUUCCUUUCAGACUUUACCAGCCUUCGCUCAAUACAUCAGCAAAGAAUACAUGCCAUUGAUCGUUCACGACAAGAAUUGCGUGGAAUGUUGGCAAAGGUGCGCAAAUCGGCAAAAGGCAAGGUGACUCGGUGCAUAGAAAAGAAGAAAAAAUUACGCAAAAAGCUGGAGGAUAUGAGAAUUGAAACAGAAUGUCGACUGCAUGACGCUGAAGAGGGCAAAGAAAGUUCCAGUUCACCAUUUGGAACUCUGCUAGAAUUAUGUAAGGCCAGCCUGAUUCCUUCUUUCUCACUCAGUUUACUACAUUCACCAACCAUUGUCUCACUUGCUUUUCUCUCCUGCAAGUCUUGCUACUGUUGCUACUACUUCAUUUGGAACAGUGCCAGUGCUGCAAUUCUAUGUCUGGUUUACUCUGGAAUCUGCUGCUGCUGCCGUUGUCAUUACUGUUAUCGCCUUUCGUUCUCUCUCUCUCGCCUUUCGUUCUCUCUCUCUCUCUCUCGCCUUUCGUUCUCUCUCUCUCUCUCUCUCUCGCCUUUCGUUCUCUCUCUCUCUCGCCUUUCGUUCUCUCUCUCUCUCUCUCUCGCCUUUCGUUCUCCCUCUCUCGCCUUUCGUCCUCUCUCUCCCUCUCUCGCCUUUCGUCCUCUCUCUCCCUCUCUCGCCUUUCGGCCUCUCUCUCCCUCUCUCGCCUUUCAUCCUCUCUCUCCUUCUCCUUUCGGCCUCUCUCUCUCUCUCUCUCUCUCCCCUUUUGGCUGCCCUCUCUCUCUCUCCUUUUGGCCUCUCUCUCUCCCCCUCUCUCCUUUUGGUCUCCCUCUCUCUCUCUCUCCUUUUGGUCUCCCUCUCUCUCUCUCUCCUUUUGGUCUCCCUCUCUCUCUCUCUCUCCUUUUGGUCUCCCUCUCUCUCUCUGUCUCCUUUUGGCCUCUCUCUCUCUCUCUCUCUUUCAUCUCCCUACCUUUCAUCCCUUCUACCUCUUUUACUCUCUCUCUCUCUCUUUCUCCGACUACCCCCUUCUCCCAGCUUUGCCCACCUCCAAAUCCCACCCCCUCCUUUCAGGUACACGUACAUAUUGACAUUCUCCAUUACAUAUUCUCUUAUUCCACAAUUGCUUACAUAACAAAUGAUACACUUUGCAACUUUUUAUCUUCUUUUAUCUGUCUACAAAUGUUUUCCUUCCUCUUUCUCCUGUUCCCCACCACCACCACAUACACAAGUUCUCUUUCUUACCUUCUCUUUCUCAUGCAGGCCAACUCCCCCACCCUUCAAAUCUCUCCUCCACCCCCUCAGUCUCUCCCAUGCAUGCAUACUUGUCCCUCUUCCCAAUGUCCUUCCGUCAUACGCAGAUCUUUUCUAUACACUCACAUGCGUGCCGAUUAUCGAUCUGUCUGUUAA